CUUAGCUAUGAAACCAAAAGUGUGCAUGGUUUCCGAAAACCAACGAGCAGAAACCAAAGCUGGAAUCGAUGACAAGUCGAGUCUACGGCCAUUAGAAGAAGAAAGUAGAGGCACGAUUGCACUCGGAGGAUACCUAGUCUCUGAUCAGAUCUUGGAGAAGGCAAGAUAGUAGCUCUAGUCUCUAUGGCUCCACCACUACGCGCACUAACUCGGCGCACGCUUACCCUUCUCACUCUAUCCACCGCAACAGCAGCAGGCGCCGGCUACUUCUAUCUCAAUUCCGGUCCUGCCUACCCCCAAACAACACACGAGUCUCGACGCCCACCACUACCAUGGUCUCCUCCUUCUCGCGCAGCUAUGAUCAACGCCUUAAAACGCAGUGCUGAUCCAAGGCAGGGCGAAGAUGACACCCAGUUUGAUAUAUUGGUCGUAGGAGGCGGCGCAACUGGUGCCGGUGUCGCAGUCGACGCUGCAAGUCGUGGCCUACGAGUCGCCUUAGUCGAGAGGGAAGAUUUCGCUAGUGGUACAUCCUCUAAGUCAACGAAACUUGUCCAUGGCGGCGUGCGCUAUCUUCAAAAAGCCAUAUUCGAGCUUGACUACGAGCAGUACAAACUCGUUCGCGAGGCUCUGCGUGAAAGGAGGGUCUUCCUACAGACUGCUCCUUAUUUGAGCCACAUGCUCCCUAUCAUGCUGCCCAUUUAUAAGUACUGGCAAGUUCCCUACUAUUGGUCCGGAUGCAAACUCUACGACCUCCUUGCUGGCAAGGAAAACAUGGAAUCCUCGUACCUCAUGUCCAAGGGCAAGGCCCUCGAACAAUUCCCCAUGCUCAAGAGUGAGGGGCUCGUCGGUGCCGUGGUCUACUACGACGGCCAACACAACGACUCCCGCAUGAACAUCGCCCUCAUCCUCACCGCCAUCAAAGCAGGUGCAACCGCCGCUAACUACUGCGGUGUCACCUCCCUCCACAAAGACCCCACCACAGGCCUCAUCACAGGCGCACGCGUCAAAGACCACAUCGCCGGAGGCGAAUUUGACGUUAAAGCCAAAGUAAUCAUCAACGCUACAGGGCCAUACACAGACUCCCUUCUCUCCCUCUCCACACCCACUCACAAACCCAUCGUGCGCGCAAGCUCAGGCGUGCACAUCGCCCUCCCUUCCUACUACGCCCCUAAAGGCAUGGGACUCCUAGACCCUGCGACAAGCGAUGGCCGUGUCGUCUUCUUCCUCCCAUGGGAAGGUGGCGUUGUAGCAGGCACAACAGACGAGCCUUAUGACAUGCGCGCCCAUAUUAAGCCUCAGGAAGAGAAAGACGCGUAUUUAAGCGGUGAUGAUAUUCUCCCGCGCGAGUCUGAGAUACAGUGGGUCAUAGAUGAGGUGCGUGGGUAUUUGAGUGGGGAUAUCAAGGUGCGCCGCGGGGACGUGCUUUCAGCGUGGUCGGGACUCCGUCCGCUUAUUUCAUCUGGUGCGGCGGGUGGCACGGAGGGGUUGGUGAGAAGUCAUGUAGUGAAGGUGGAUGAGAGCGGUAUGGUGACUAUCGCGGGCGGAAAGUGGACUACCUAUCGUGCGAUGGCAGAAGAGGCGGUCGAUAAAGCAAUUGAAGUGGGCCCUGGGCUGACGGAAGAGGCUCGGAAGUGCCAGACCCAAGAGCUACGGCUUGUAGGAAGCGAAGGGUGGGAUCGUAAUAUGUUCAUCGGGUUGAUUCAACGGUACGGUAUCGACCUAGAAGUUGCACAACACCUCUCUUCAUCCUACGGUUCACAAGCAUGGGCUCUCCUCUCCUCCACGGCCCAAACGCCGGCCUUGGACCCACACCGUCCUCUAUCCGCUCCCUACCCCUUCACACACUCCGAGAUCACAUACGCGCUCACGCACGAAUACGCACAAAAACCACUCGACGUGCUCCUGCGGCGCACACGCUUAGGUUUCGUUGAUGCACGCGCAGCACUUAGUGCACUACCAGAAGUCAUACGCGUCAUGGGCGAUACCCUGGAGUGGGAUACAAGACGGAGGGGGGAAGAGGCGAGGAGGGCAGAGGAGGUGCUACGUGGGAUGGGCGCGGGUGGACGGGUAGAAGCGGUUACAACUUCGUCGGGAGAAGGCUGGUCACGCAUGGGGGAGGUACAGCGGCGCGUGUGGGCGCUGUUUGGGUGUCCUGCGCUUUUGCGCCCAUUUUCGGGUGCCGCGACGUAUCCGCGUGCGUUGUUUGAGCCGGGGGAGAUUGAAACGCUCCGGGAGGUGUUUGGACAGCAUGCGCGCGUGCCUGGUGAUUCUGGUUCUGGGUCUGGAUUUGGGACACAGGAGCAGGAUCAGAUGAAGAUGCCCGUAUCGAGGAUACGAGAAGCCGUGCGGUCUGUUGCGGGGCUUGGGUAUGCUUAUGACGGUGUGCGGGAGUCGGAUUUCCGAUAUAUCCUAAGGGAGGCGGGACUUUCUGAUUCACCUGAGGGGAAAGGGAGGGGGAGAGAUGUGGUAGAUUUUGAAGAGUUUGUCGAGAUCUGUGGAGAUUUGAAAGACGUAUCGAUCGCGCCUACUGUGAGUAAGAAGGGUGUGCAGAGGAGGAGGAUACCUGUUGAGAAGAGUGGUGGGGGUGUUUGAAGUGUGGUGUUUCCACACAAAUAGAGGGCCUUCUGUAGUAGGCGUAAUGAACGAAGGACGGAACGAAAGAAAAUCACGUGACCAUGUGCGGUCCCUAUUUAGGAAUUUCUCCUAUAGAGCAGGACUGCUCUUGCGGAAUGUCGAAUCAACGAUUCAGAACAUCUGACAUAUACACUCUAAGCUCUCUUAAAUGCUGACAUAGCUCAGACAAUCUGAGUCUUGACCGUUCGUCUACGCUAC
Molecule: messenger RNA, 2832 nt
Organism: Suillus clintonianus
Lineage: Eukaryota; Fungi; Basidiomycota; Agaricomycetes; Boletales; Suillaceae
Product: DAO-domain-containing protein
Exons: 8
Coding region: 184-2592 (802 amino acids)
Biological process (GO): glycerol-3-phosphate metabolic process
Cellular component (GO): mitochondrion; glycerol-3-phosphate dehydrogenase (FAD) complex
Molecular function (GO): glycerol-3-phosphate dehydrogenase (quinone) activity
Source: RefSeq, a predicted model, not a curated record